Messenger RNA from Apis cerana (Asiatic honeybee), 579 nucleotides. RefSeq lists its product as uncharacterized. Lineage: Eukaryota; Metazoa; Arthropoda; Insecta; Hymenoptera; Apidae. The record is from RefSeq and is a predicted model, not a curated record.
UAUAGAAUAAAAUAAAACAUAAUCGAACUAAUAGAUAACUUAAUAAAUUAAUUCUUUAAUAAUUAAAUCAAUCGCAAAGAUGAAAAAUAUUCAAUUUAAUACCCCAGAUAUUUUUCUUUUUGAGAAAAAAUUUCGCGAAAUAAUUUAUGAAGUUCAACGAAAUAUAAAAGAAUUAGAUAGUUUAGAAAAAGAACGUCUUUUGAUAAGUGAAGAGCUUUGUUCAAAAAAUUCUCUUUUACAAAAUGAACGAAAAAUAUCGAAUGAAUUAAGAAUUCGUUUAAAGUCAGCGUUAGAAGCAAUUAAUCGUUUAGAAGAAGAAAAAAUGCGUGAUAAAAUUAAUUAUUCAAAUUUAUCAAUAAAUUACGAAAAUGUGCUUAAAGAAUGCGAAAUUUUAACAAAAGAAACCUUAUUUUCUCAAACAAAAACUGCAAAAUUUCAACUUAAAAUUGAAAGUUUGGAGUAUAUAUUAAAACGAGAAAUUCAACAAAAAGAAAAAUUAGAACAAACAUUAAUAGAAUUAAAAAAUAAUAGUGAAAAGAUCAUUACUAAUAUUAAUAUGUAAGAAAAUAUAAAUUUUUA